Messenger RNA from Ostreobium quekettii, 2052 nucleotides. The record is from the annotation of a GenBank genome assembly. Lineage: Eukaryota; Viridiplantae; Chlorophyta; Ulvophyceae; Bryopsidales; Ostreobiaceae.
AUGAUGGUGGACACAGCUCCAGCCACCCAGGCAUUGGCCCCCUGCGUGCCAUGGACGCCUCCAGCAUCCACGAUGCCCUCAAAGCCAUCAACGCCUUCGAUUUCCUCAACGUCCUCACCGACCUCAUCGCCUGUGACGCCGGGGACAGCCAUUGUACACCACCGGCAGACAUCAUCAUGCUGCACCACCCUGUCAGAAUGCAGUUUCUACUCGGCGCAGGAGUUUUGGGAAAACCCCAAUCUUGGUGACAGCUGGGAAUGCCCCUUGGGCACGGAGGAGCAAGAGCAGGGCCAGCUGCGCACUCGCUCCAAGUCAGUGGAGUCCUUCCUGCCAUGGGAAAAUGGCCCAUCAAAAGGGCGAAGGCCCCUAGAGGGGUUGGCCUCAGGCUUUCCGGAGCCAGCAGUUGCCCUGACUUCGAAGAGCGAAAAGUGCUUUGCAGUGGUGCCACCUCUUGAAUUGGGGCAAGUUACCUCUCGCAAUACUGUGGGGGGUGCGAAGGGACUGCCGGUGGUGCCUCCCUUGCAGCUGGAGGGCUUGACUUCAAGCAAUUUCAAGGACACCAUCAGCAUUGAGUUUUCCCAGGGACCAAAGGGCUUUCAGACCUGCCAAAACCAGCUCUUCGUGGCGAACUCUGAGGUGUCAUCUUUUGCUCCUGACUCGCCCCUCAGUGAGCCACAGGCUUCGCCAAAACAACUGCGCCGGCGGUCCAAAACGCUGUCCCCUCCUAUCCAAACUCUGUCAAAUGAGCUUUUUGUGGAGGAUGAAGAUAGCCUGCCAGGCAGCGCCAGUAGCGAAGUGCGGGACCAGCCCUUCCGGGAUGCCAAGCCCGUGAAAGUGAGCCUUGCAAAGCGGAGCGUGACACAGAUCGCCAAGAUUGCGUGUAUGUGUGCUCACCCUGCUGAUGGCCAGGGCAUUGGACCUUGGGAGGGUGCUCACUGGGGAGGAAAGAAAGCCAAGGGGCGAUUGAGGGCACCACAUGGGAAUCGGAGUGCCUCCAGGUCUGGCCAUCGAACACCUCUUGCAACUAUAUGUGAACAUGGCGAUGAGUGCCCUGAAGGGGAGGCACUGGCAGCUUCAUUCGCCAACGAUGCUCGCCACACUGUUGCUAGGAAAUCUUCUGGGGUUAACAAUGCAGGGAUCGGCCCAAGAAAGGACCUCAAAAUGAAGAGCUUGUGCCCAAGCAUACCCGGCACAGACACCAAGAAGUUCACUGCCGAUGGUCCCAACGCCUCCUGGGUUGAUGAGCAGUUCUUUGACUGCAGUGAGGCCUGGGAGGUCAUGCUGGCCCCGUUCGACUCUGCCAGGGGCAUGGACGAAUGGUCACAACAGCAUAACACUUUUACAACUUCAAUGCGAAGUAAACCAAAAGGGGACAAGGGGGGUGCUGUCCCUUGGGUGGUCCCAGCAGGCCUCCAGCGGCCACACCAGCAGAAGGCAAGUGUAGAGGACAUCACCCCUGUGUACAUCCCACUCAGUGCAAGGGGUGGCACCGAUGACGUGGAUGGGGACUGGGUAGCAAAUCUCUCUGCUCGUAAGGUGAGGUUGCCAGGGCUAGCGGACAUGCCAAGGCAGGAUGAGCUGGGCCUCGGGCUGAAGAGCGUGGAGGAGCUCGCAACAACUUGCACAGGGAUUUGGCAGCGCAUCCCUGAAGAAAGCGACGACCCAUCGCCGCUGUGCGAUGUGAUGGAGUUGCCAUGGAUCUUCAAACGCGCUCUGAGCAUGGCCACACAGACUGAGGUAGCUGUGGACAAGCAUCGGGUUGCUGUAAAGCCCAAACUGUUUCGCCUGGCCGUGCCAACAGCAGCCACUCCCUGGUCACGGGAGGGUGUCAUGGUUCCCCGAAGGGACCGCAGGAAGGGCAUGUCUAGGAUAUGCCUUGUGAGAACAACAUUCGGCUUCAGGCAAUACAACUGUUGGGCCGAUCCCUAUGCUGGGAUGAGCAUCGUGGAGAUUGGGGUUCGCGAUGACGGAAAACUUGUGAUGAGCACGUUUAUCAAGCGGCGAACGGGACCUUCCUGCAAAAUCAGGACAUGCAUGUUCAAGAUACAAUAA